Messenger RNA from Lytechinus pictus (painted urchin), 6526 nucleotides. RefSeq names its product ATP-binding cassette sub-family C member 9-like. Gene Ontology annotation, cellular component: membrane. Lineage: Eukaryota; Metazoa; Echinodermata; Echinoidea; Temnopleuroida; Toxopneustidae. Gene Ontology annotation, molecular function: ATP binding; ATP hydrolysis activity; ABC-type transporter activity. Gene Ontology annotation, biological process: transmembrane transport. The record is from RefSeq and is a predicted model, not a curated record. The transcript has 34 exons. Bases 570 to 5348 code for a protein of 1592 amino acids.
AUAGUGAAAAGUGCGGCAUGAGAUAACAUUUUCCAUAGACUAUUAUUAAGAGCAAUUUCUCAGGAGCACCGUAUUAAGGAAUCCGGGAAUUCUUCCCUAGUGGAGUGGAACCAUGUACCUCUGGUUCCACGGAACUGGUUCCAGUUGGUUGUACAGGUCAGGGGGAGGAUCUGUAGAUAGACCGAGUCGACAAACUUUUACGUGCAGUGAGACAGAUUAUCUAUUUGAUCGCUCUUUGAACUUGACUUUGAGUGAGCGGUCGGACCUUAACGCAAUCCCGAGCAAGUAUUUCAUGCUCUUUCGGUAACAUUCAGUCUACGGCUCCAUUGAAUUGGAAGCCUGGGGCGAUUGUAUAAGAGAGCAUUUGACAUGGGCUGUGGAUAGUGAUAUUACUCGUCAGGGGUAGCUUUUUUAACCUCAAAGCAAGAAACUCUUUCUCAUUGGACCGAGUUAACGCACCUUCUAAGGGUAAAGAGUCGGCCACCUUCUAAGCGCAAAGAGGAACGAUCUACAAACUUUUCAUCUGGAUUUCUCUCUGCUGAAUCCGAGUAACAAUCGUCGGCAUCAGAAUGGGUUCCGAUAGCUGGGAGUGGUUCUGCGGUACAAAUAGCAGCGACCUGCCAUAUUUUGAUAACCAGUCCUGGUCCUAUGAUGGUGUGUUUGGUAAUCAGUGUUUGGUGGAUGCUUUUAUCGCUGGCACCCAGGCCGGAUUCUUUGUUCUUGCUCUCCUCGUUCUACUUCUCAUUGGAUGCUGCACGUCACACAGUAAUGUCCCAAAUCGGUUUUUGCUCCGUUACGUGACGCAUGGUCCUCGGUAUCUUGCUACCUUUGUCUUGGUGGUGAUAUCCGUAGCAUCUGUUGCUGAAGGUAUCCUCACGGAUAGCACCUACGUCAGCCAACCUACACAGCCCCAUCUAUACCUCACAGGUUUAUCGUCUGCGUUGAGCGGAGUCGUAUCCCUACUCUACUUCAGUCGCUUGGAGAAAUGGCGCGUUUGGAAGAUGUCGUUUCUUCUCCUGCUCUACUGGGUGGUUUCCUUGGCAACGAUAGGCAUCCAUCUUGAGUUCCUUCUUUACCAUGGCUACAACGAUCUCCACGUGACAGCCUUUGAUAUCAGUAUCAUCCUGGUUGUUCUGUACAGCUUCUUCUUAGUUGUGGAGUUAUACUUCAUCGCGGACAGGUGGUUUGGUUGGAGUCCAAACGUGGACAAAGUCCCGCAUGACUUGAAGGAUGACCGGAUGUACUACAUGGAGUACUACGUCAACUUCUUCUCUCAACUUCUACAUUGGUGGCUCAACUGGCUGUUCAUCCUCGGGUUCAAGAAGCCCUUGGAGAUCGAUGACCUCGGAACCAUACCCGAGGUCCAUACCGCCGAGUACAACCACAGACGCUUCAAGAACAACCUCAAAAGAGAGAUAGAAAGAGCCAAAGAAGAAGGGCGGGAACCGAGUCUAUUCAAGGUGUACUUUGCUACCUACUGGGUUCGAAUGUUCACUGGUGCUGUUCUCAAGUUCGUCACUGACAUGGGGGCCUACGUCGGUCCCCUGGCCAUUGGUGGUAUUACCCUUUAUGUCACCAACACCCUCUAUGGUGAACAUGAUGAUGUCCCUCCUCACCCGGUUAGCGUCAGUGAAUUCUUCGCAGAUGGUUACGUACUCAUUGGCUGUAUAUUCGUCACUGCUCUCAUAAGGCAUAUGUGUGACCAAACCUAUCAGUUUAUUACAUCCAUGGAAGGCAUACAUGCUAGGUCGGCUCUCCAGAGUACGAUCUACGAGAAGUCUUUGAGACUGUCAACGUACGCCAUGUCGGGAGGGUUGAUGACUAUGGGACAGAUCACCAAUCACAUGUCUGUAGAUGCCAACAAUGUCAUGUUCUUCUUCAUGUUUGCUAACGAAGUCUGGGCAACCCCUUUCAAGCUCGUCGUGUCUGUAGUACUAUUAUAUCUGGAGCUUGGAACCCCAGCGUUGAUCGGUGCCAGUGUCUUUCUUGUCGUGAUACCAUUCCAAUUAGCAGCUGCUGUAGCAAUGGGAAAAUUCAUCAAAGCUGUCUUGGGUGCUGCGGACUACCGCCUGAAGAUGUCAAACGAAAUGCUCCAAGGAAUCAAGCUCUUGAAGCUGUAUGGAUGGGAGAGGAUAUACUACGAAGCGAUCAAGAAGGCCAGGAUCAAGGAACUCCAUGCUCUUCUGAAGGUGUAUGCUUUCUUCGCUGUGACCUUUAUCAUCAACAAUGCGACUCCAAUCAUUGUAACCCUUGUGUCUUUCGGAACGUACGAGCCGAUCACGGGCAAGGUCCUGACGCCCGACGUCGCCUUCACCACCCUCUCGCUCUUCAAUCAGAUGGCCGGUCCUCUCUUCAUGUUCCCCUUCGUCAUCAAUCUCCUCGUCAACUGGAUCGUGAGUACGGGACGCCUCAAGAAGUACCUCCUCGCACCCGAGGUCGAAGGCGCCGAUGGGGAGAUCAGCGACCUGCUCAAGGAAUUGGAAGAUGAAUAUGAUGACGUGACAGAUAGUGCGGAGAGCGCGUCGAGCACACACGACGACGAUCUUGCGGUGACGAUCAAGCAUUCCCGACACAGGAAGAACAGUCGGCACCGUAAAAAGACAGAUGAAGCCCAUGAACUCCCCGAUAAGACUCCAUUAUUAGGAGCUAAUGGAUCGCCAAGAGGAUCUCUUUCCUACGGAUCCACCAAUCCAAUCAAAAACGGAGAUACGUCAUUUACUAGUAGCGGAGGUGUCCAUGAUGACAUCGCAAUAAAGAUCUCGGAUGGGAGCUUCACUUGGGAUCCGGACUCUACUGAAGCUAUAUUGUCCGAUAUCAACGUCGAAAUACCAAAAGGCAAAUUGACAAUGGUUAUCGGAGCAGUUGGAUGCGGAAAGUCAUCCCUUCUCAGUGCCAUGUUGAAUGAAAUGACAACGCUCUCUGGAACCCUGAAGCACAACGGGAAGACGAGUUCCAUUGCAUAUGCCCCUCAAAAGGCAUGGCUGGUCAACGCUACACUUAAAGACAACGUCUUAUUUGGAGAAGAAAUGUCUUCUAGCAAAUACCGCAAAGUAAUCCAAGCAUGCGCUCUGCAGCCUGACAUAGACAUGUUACCGGGUAAAGACAUGACAGAGAUUGGUGAGAAAGGGAUCAACCUAAGCGGAGGACAGAAGCAACGGGUCAGUGUGAGCCGAUGUCUUUAUUCGGACAGAGAUGUCAUCAUAUUGGAUGAUCCUCUCUCUGCCCUUGAUAUGCACGUUGGUUCCCAUCUGUUUGAGAAAGGAAUCCAAGGCCUCCUGAUGAAGCAGAAGAAGACGGUCAUACUGGUUACCCAUCAGCUCCAGUAUCUACCGGAAGCAGAUAAAAUCAUCGUCAUGAAGGAUGGCCGCAUCAGUUGUCAGGGUACCCCAGAGGAAAUCGCCGAGGCUGACCCAUCCAUCAUGACAGAGUCCGAGAGAGCCAUCAAAGAAGUGACCGAAUCGGAGGCCGAAGGGUCGGGGGCCGAGUCCGAGACUGUGCUAAACGAAAGACGAGCACUCAAGAAACAGAUCUCAAGACAGAUGUCGAUUGGAAAGGAUGGGUCUGUUGAAAGAGGAGAUGAGAAAACGGGACGUUUAAUCGAGGAGGAGGAGAAGGAGAAAGGCUCGGUGUCUUACAAGAUGUACCUGUACUACUUCCGAGCUAUGGGUUACUGGAUCGCAUGUCUGAUGCUCGGUUGCGUCGCCCUUCGAGCUGGUCUUCAAGUCUCGACAAACUUCUGGCUCUCUGACUGGUCCGAGGCGGGUCUCAAUAUCACUGGGGACGCCAAAUCCACGAGUUACUAUUUGACAGGUUAUGCUGGUUUCUCGGUAUCUACUGUCUUCGGCUCAGUCCUGUCAAAUAUAUUCAGCUGUGUCGGUGCAUUGUUGGCAGCAAGAGCGAUACACUUUGCUCUCCUGCAAAAUAUCAUAGGAAUUCCAAUGAGAUUCUUUGAUACCACUCCCGUUGGACGCAUUCUCAAUCGACUCUCGAGUGACACACAAUGGAUUGAUCAGCGAUUGAUACACUCCUGCAACAUGCUUCUCAACACACUUGUCGCUGUGAUCGCUUCCUUUAUCGUUAAUGCCAUUGUCAAUUACUACUUCGUCAUAUUCCUCGUCCCCAUCGGCUUUAUCUUCAUGUGCAUUCUGGUCUAUUUCGUCGCAACAUCCAGAAUGUUGCAACGGUUGGAAAGCGUCACCAGAUCUCCAGUAUUUGCGCAUUUUUCGGAAACCCUUGGCGGUUUGCCAAUUAUCAGGGCUUAUCGGGAUGAAAAGAGGUUCUUUAAAGACAUUCUGGUGAAAAUAGACAAAAACAACACAGCAUUGGUGUAUUUGUACACAGCAAACAGAUGGUUAGCAAUUCGACUAGACUAUCUAGGAGCUGUCGUUGUUCUUAUUGCCAGUCUCAGUGCACUCUUGGGGGCUCUCUAUCUCGAUGUGGCAGCGAGUUUGGUUGGCCUUGCAAUCACAUACUCAUUAGAGAUUUCCAUCUACAUGAACAUGGUUGUCAGAGGAUGUGCUGAUUUGGAACUUCAGAUGAACGCGAUGGAAAGGAUCCGAUACUACACUGAAGUACCCAACGAAGAGUACGACGGAAUGGAGCCCCCACCGGAGUGGCCCCAGAAGGGUGAAAUAGUUCUUGAUAAUAUCAGUGUACGCUAUGCCGGGGAGCUCGAUCCUGUUUUACAUGACGUCUCGGUCACCAUACCCCCGGGGCAGAAGUUGGGGAUCUGUGGACGAACCGGAAGCGGAAAGUCAUCGUUGACCUUAUCUCUCUUCCGGAUCAUCGAUACUUUCAAAGGACGAAUCAUGGUUGAUGGGGUCGAUAUUGCAUCUGUUCCUCUCAUCACUCUCCGUCAAAGACUGUCCAUCAUCCCACAAGAUGCAGUCCUCUUUACUGGUACUAUCAGGCAUAACAUAGACCCAGCUGGUGUGAAGACCGAUGAUGAACUUUGGAAGGCUUUAGAGAUAGCUCAACUCAAAGAAGUCGUUUCACCAUUGGAAGGAGGAUUGGAUUACAUCGUGACGGAGGGUGGAGAGAAUUUUAGCGUAGGUCAGCGACAGCUCUUCUGCUUAGCCCGGGCCUUCCUCCGUAACUCGACCAUUUUGGUCAUGGAUGAAGCUACUGCUUCAAUUGAUCAAGAAACUGAUCGCAUCUUACAAGACGUUGUAGCUGAUGUAUUCCAAGAUAGGACUGUCAUCACAAUCGCGCAUCGGGUAGGCACGAUCUUGGACUCUGAUAACAUUCUUACUCUUAGUGACGGUCGCGUCGUCGAGUUCGACUCACCGAACGCACUCCUUGAAAAAGAAGACAGCGUAUUCGCGUCGCUGGUCAAAGCUGGCAAAUGAUGACUUUUCCUACAAAUCAUUUCGACUGGUUUGCUUUUGUAUUUGUGCACUGAUCACGUGUUGCUGAUUAUUCAAAUUUGAUGUAUUAUUACUAAUGCCUGCCAUCAAUUGCCAUGGUUUGUAAUUCAAGUUCUUACAAUUCUGGUAUGUUCUAUUCAUCAAAGCUAUAAUAGGAUUUAGUAAUAAGACUAUCUUUGCACCGGCCACUUGUCCAACAACCUUGUGAUAACAACAGUAUAACUCCAUAAAUAAGUGAAAGUGAAUUUUUUGUUUUAAAUGAAGGAGAGCUUGCUUUAAUAUAUAUUCUAAAUGAGUAUCAUAGCCAUGGGGUGUUUUCCUUCAGCAAGAAAUUCAUCCACACUGUGCUGCACUCAUCCCAAGUGAGCCGGUGAAUGGGUACCCGGCAGGAUUAAUUCCUUGAAUGCACGAGAGCUGAAAGGCAGCUCGAGCUAAAACUGGGGUAAUAACAAUAACAAUGCGCCUCGGAAUAGAUUGUUUCUAGAUAGAUGGCGCUACACAAAUCCCAAUUAUUAAUGUUAUUAUUGUUACUUCUGAAUUUACUGUGAAUUAGAAAGUUAAAACUUUGUAUUACAUUCUAUGAAUCCAUACCUAUGGUGUAGGUAGAUUUUGCUUGAAUAUGAAAAUUGUCAAAAAUAAUUUUGUGGAAGAAAUUGUUGAUAGAAUUUGUGUACAGUUUCAAUGAAAAGUGCAAUUACAGGGAUUUAUCCAUUUUGUUGAUAUGUGUAUAUCGGAGACUGAAUAAUCGAUUAUUACUGAAUGAAACAUAUUUCUAGUAUCAGUAUGUGUAAAGUUCCUUAAAUUAAUAAAGCGGGGAAUGCUCUUUUUUCCUAAUUAUAAAUAUAAUUCUUUUUUAUGAUUAUCAUGGGGCAUAUCUACAUGAUCUGGCAGUUUUUGUCAUUAUAGCAGUAUUUUUAUUCGUAUAUUUUCUUUCGCAUUUUUGUUCGUUUUAACUUGAAAUAUUAUUUUAUAAUUUGCGUACAACACAUAUGUACCAACAGAUUUUAUCUGAAAUGUUUUUAGAAAGCAAUUAUCAUUUAUUCAGUAAGCUAUUUGACAUAUUUGAUGGAACAAUAUGGAGAUGGGGACAAAAAAAUUAGGUCAAUAGGUUAUGCUAUCCAACUUUUUUUUCAUAAUAAAUACUAGUGAUGAUAUAUUUA